AUGAGGAUCCUGAAGCAGCUCGGGAGGCUGCAGCUGGCCUUCUUCCACACUCAUCAACCUACUCAGGAUCAGUUUCUGUGCCUUGGGCUACUGCCGCUUGGAGCUACCCUUCAAGAAAGGAUUGCACCCCGGAAUAUCACUUCCAUCUACGCUCUCAUCAGUGCCCGCCUGACAAAGGUGCUUGCUCUGCAUGAGCAGGGCAUCUGCCAUGGUGAUAUCAGCCAUGCAAAUAUUGCUCUAGGAGUGCACCCUGAAGCCUUGCACGAGACCUUCCGAUGGGAUGACAGAUCAUACAUCCAGCUUGUGGAAGUCCCUGGGCCACCACCGCCUCGCCCAGCCAAUCUCCCAGAAUAUAUUGUCUUCCAUCAAUUUCCCCUCCAGACAAACAGAGACGAUCUGUCGCUGCUGGAUAUCAUUGAUUUUGGGAAAGGUCUGUCCGGUGGAUGA
Uncinocarpus reesii 1704 is the source of this 447-nucleotide messenger RNA. RefSeq lists its product as uncharacterized. Lineage: Eukaryota; Fungi; Ascomycota; Eurotiomycetes; Onygenales; Onygenaceae. The transcript is spliced from 2 exons. The record is from RefSeq and is a predicted model, not a curated record. Bases 1 to 447 code for a protein of 148 amino acids.